AUGGAAAAGAUUUCACUUGCUCAUUCUGCGGAUAAAUUCUGUAACCGCUUUAAGGGUUACCAUUACAUGUCAAGAGCGGGAAACGAUCCUUUUAAAACAGGAUUCAUCAUAGACGCCAUUCUUAACGUUCCGUUUUGCAUUAUCACAACACUGGCCAAUGUUCUUGUUAUAAUCCGGCGCUGUACUCACUCCUCAGAUCUUGAAUUUAUGAAGGGCUGGCGCGAAAAGUUUUUGCUCGCCACUUCAUAACAGGAUAAUGUAGCCUCUGCUAACAAGAGUAACCUUGAAACCAAAGCCGUACGUCAAAACGUACUUUCCGCAAAUAAAAACAAAGACACUAAGUUUUCCAUGAAAAUCAUGUGUUUCAAUAAAAUUUGCCCCAGGCAAAGUGAGAGACAACAACCUUUGUGUGAGUGUAAGUCAUCGUGUUUGACUAUACCACCUGGGGGCGAGUACUCUCUUUGACCUUCUUCCUAGUUCAACAUCGUCUUUACUGUUUUUCAAGCAAGAAAAAUGAUUACUAUCGGUCUUAAUUUUUUUCUUUUACUCCAAUCUCCUCUCUUCUAUAACAAUGGAAAAGAAUGACUUAUAGGUUGAUAGGUUAAAAAAAAUUUUGUUAAUAAAAAAAAUGGUAAUGCUAGCGCUGGCCGCGCCGUAGAUUACGGCUAACAGAAACUAACAGACGGCAUGCGGAAGCUUGUUAGCUUCGAUAUGACGUUUAUAAAACAUGCCCGCAAUUAUAACAUUGUUUCCAAGUUACAGGUGCGCACGUUUCGUGACAUCACCUUCAUUAUUUUUUGCAUUUAAUUGGCCAUUGAAGUAUCUGAAACCAUUACUGAAACUCAUGACGAACUUUUAAAUUACAAAAAUCACUACGCACGGCACACACCAAGGUCUUUCGACAAUCAGUAAUUCCAUGAUCUCAACCGAAAGUUCACUCUUCUGUGACCGCUUCAGCGGCUAUCGAUACAUGAAGACUGUUGGAAAUUAACCUUUCAAGACAGCGUUUGUGGUAAACGCCGUUUUGAAUGUUCCAUUCUGUUUCAACGCUAUCCUUACCAAAGUUCUUGUUAUCUUGUCAAUAUGGCCAUCCCACACACUUCGCAACGCACCAGCAAACUUGUUGUUGAUUGGGCUUGCAUUAUCGGAUUUGGGAGUCGGAUUAAUCGUUCAGCCGUUCUUUAUGGCAUUUUUGCUCUCCUACGCUGAAACUGGAGCAGGUACUUUCACCUGUUUGACGUCUGUAGCUGUCAGCGUUUUCGGUUCUGUCUUAACAUCCGUCUCAUUUGGCUCUGUUGUUAGCGUAAGUAUAGAGCGGUAUAUCGCACUUUGUCUUCAUCUACGCUACGAGGACAUAGUUACA
Molecule: messenger RNA, 1363 nt
Organism: Porites evermanni
Lineage: Eukaryota; Metazoa; Cnidaria; Anthozoa; Scleractinia; Poritidae
Source: the annotation of a GenBank genome assembly